AUGGAUAAAGGAGUGAAAGGAGAAUUCAGUAAUCAGCAGACACAGUCUUGUGUUAAAAGAAGGAGAUACAAAAAAUACAUUUCAGGAUCAUACAUUGGGCUCAUUGCAUCUGCAAUUCAAGAUUCACCGGGCAAGAUGUUGACGUUCCAAGAGAUAAUGAAGUCUCUGGAACCAUUUGUCUUCGGAAACAAGAAAGGGGCUGAGAACAACAUCAGAGUUUGUCUGUCAUCAAACGGUUGUUUUGCAAAGGUGCCAUUCAAUCUGGAAUACCCAAAUCCCAAGAAGAACUAUUGGAAAGUGGAUGAGAGUUGCAUUACUCCAAAAAUGUUUCGCCGACACUUCAAACACAUAAUCGACAAGUUCCCAGGGUUGUCUCUUCAGACACAAAAGACGGAUGGAUGUGGAAAGAACUGUACUUCUCCUAAACAUCUUUUGCCUGCCUGCAGUGUCCCAGAAAACAAAAGUGAAGUCAAAUUUACAGGCCCGUUUUCAAUUGAAUCUUUGUUAAAGAGCGACAGCAAAGUGAUUGAAUUGGAGGGAUAUUCACUCUAUAAAGAUACUCAAUGUGGAGCAAUGGAGAUGAAUAACUGUUAUGACUAUGGCACAACAGGUCGUUAUUAUCCAAAUUCAACAAUCGGAUCUGAAUUGUAUCCAGUACAAAGAUUGUUCGGAUUGUCUCAUUCUUCGCAGAUGUCGUAUGAUCCCAGUGUUCUCUUCUACAGCUCUCCUGUAACGUAUAUGUCUCUGAUGCAAGAUCUGUGA
Molecule: messenger RNA, 762 nt
Organism: Xyrauchen texanus (razorback sucker)
Lineage: Eukaryota; Metazoa; Chordata; Actinopteri; Cypriniformes; Catostomidae
Exons: 3
Coding region: 1-762 (253 amino acids)
Biological process (GO): cell differentiation; anatomical structure morphogenesis; regulation of transcription by RNA polymerase II
Molecular function (GO): RNA polymerase II cis-regulatory region sequence-specific DNA binding; DNA-binding transcription factor activity, RNA polymerase II-specific
Source: RefSeq, a predicted model, not a curated record